Molecule: messenger RNA, 2334 nt
Organism: Nasonia vitripennis (jewel wasp)
Lineage: Eukaryota; Metazoa; Arthropoda; Insecta; Hymenoptera; Pteromalidae
Exons: 8
Coding region: 372-974 (200 amino acids)
Source: RefSeq, a predicted model, not a curated record
AUAGGGACAUCUGUAGGAUAUCAUUUUACCGAUAUCUUUUCUGCGUCAUCUCAUGGAUAUCUUCAAGUUGUUCUAAAUAAAGUUAUUGCGCCUCAAUUUAGAAGGUUAUCGUCAAGUUAUCUUUAAUAGUGUUGUCUUCUGUAUAACUAUAAUAUGUUAAAAAAUAGAUGUCUGAAAAUUUCUAAUCAAACACUAUCAAUCAUUUGAUGUCCAAUGGUUAUCGUUAAUUACGAUAUCGAUUAGGUGCCACAGGAAGUUUGCAAUAAGAUAUCGAAAACUUGAGAGACGUGAUAAAAUCAUAAUGAGAACGUUUGCGAUCGGCGAUCCCUUUUUUGUACUACCACACUGCAAUAGCGAGCACCCAACCUACAAUGUACAAUUCACCUGGAGCACAGAAUCAGUUUCAUCAGAGUCAGAGGUUGCGGACAAGAGGUUCUGGACGGGCUAUGACAUUCGUGGUGCCUGCAGGAAACCAGAACUCAGGGAAAGGGCGUAGUCAAUUAAUGCCAUCAAUAAUGCAGCCGCAUCGUGGAGCCACAUUUACAGCGAAUCUCCCUGGACACAUGAUGCCUGCAGAGUUUGAACAAGUUGCACAAAGAGGUUAUAGUUGUCUGUCCACACCGUUGUCAUCUACAUCAGAAGGUUUACCAAAAAACACUACUAGUAGGACUAACGUAAAACGUAAAUCAAUGGAGAAAGAUGGGAAAUACCAUGUAAAUACUGCAGCCAAAAUGCCUAAAUUCACAGGAAAUUUUGAAACCAGCACUGAGCAAUUUCAUGAAUCUGCAAAUUCUAAAACACCUGUUUCAUUUCAUCACAAUUCGCUUGUUUUGAAACCAGUUAAUUCUGAAAUUCUAAAAUCUCUCCAAAGAUCUGUUCCGACAGGAACGAAGCCUGCUCUAACAAAAACUGCUUGUGGUGGACUUCCAGAAGGCCACAAGGAAAAUAAUGUUCCAUCGCAUGAAUACUGUUAAUCCAAUAGAUGCAAUGAUGACACCAUCUCCGUUGACACAGCAAGUUUUCGCCCAGAUAGCAAAAAAGUCUACUUUUGUAAAAACUGCUUGUGGUGGACUUCCAGAACGCCGUAAAAAAAAAUAAUGUUCCAUCGCAUGAAUUACCUGGAGGAACAACUGUUGAUCUCAGGGAUGAAAUGAAGACACCACCUCCGUUACCACCAGAUUUUUUCGCCCAGUCAUUUAGUCCGUCAAAUAAUUCUACUGGUUCUCAAAUUGAAGAAAACGUGGACACUGAAUUGGAUGACACUGAAACUAUUAUACAAGAAGGAGCUAACGUGGACGAAAACGGAGUUGAUAUACUACAGCAUGCCCUAAAUCAAAGUUUUUUGUAUGCAGGACAAUAUGCUGCACCUGAAGAAACAGGUAAUGAAGAAGAUUUGGCCAUUGAUCCACAAUUAUUGCAUCGUACAGAAAAUAAUGAAUCUGAAAAUGACAACGAAGGCAACCAUGCUGCUGGUGUACGAAUGCAAGACACAGAAAUCAAUGAAAAUGAUGAUAAUAAUAGAAAUGCAGCACAGGUAGCUGUAAAUCAAAACCAAACAAAUAUGUAUGCGCCUGUAAAUCAAAAUCGAAGAAAUUCAAUUGCUUAUUUGCAAGAAGAAAACCACCAUCCAGAUAAGUGCUAAGUAUUGCUUUAUAAAUUUUACUUAAAUGGAAGUUAUAUACUUAAAUAACCAUUUCAAUUUUGUUUUUAUUAUAGUUGGAUGCAAAAAUACAUGUAUACAUAUUUUAAAAUCUUUGAUAGAAUUAAAAGAAGCAAUACAGAACAAUCCUAAUAUGGCAAUAAUUCCUGCACCAACAUUUGAUCUCUUACCAAGAUUACCAUUCGAAAACGUAGAAGAUUUGGAUGACUUUGAUGAGAGGUUGGGAGAUCCUAGAGAAGCUGAUAUAGCUGAUCAAUUUGAAAAAUUAUUAGCUUCAAAAGGAGGAAACACUCUUUCAAAAAUCGUGAGUAAAGCCAUGUCUGCUUUUAUAACAGACGAGCUGUGCAAAAAAAUAACAUGGACUGGAGUAAAAGAUACUUUAAAAGCUGAAAUUAUGAAUUUUCCUUCUAUAGUGAUAAAAGUUGUAUGAAAACAAUUUGCUUGUAAAGAUUCAGAAGCUGAAGAGCAAAUUAAAGAUUGGCUGCGCGGUCAUCUGACCGUAUUGCACAAGCAGCGAAAACUCAACGUAAUAAAAUGAUGCGGCAGGAACGUAGACUACAAAGACGUGGAAAUCGUCAAAAUGAAAACUAAAAUGUCAGACUGAGAUUUUAAAUUAUAACUAUAUUUAACAUUAUUUUGAAAGUAUUGUGUUUAGUUCUGAGUUUAAAUUUGUU